AUGGGAAUAUUUCGUUGGAACUAUCCAGAGAAUUCUGUACCCGGUUUUUGGGGAGAAACAACCUCGACUAUUGACUGGUGUGAAGAGAACUACGUCGUUUCUCCUUAUAUUGCCGAGUGGUCAAACACUUUGACCAACAGCGUAUUCAUACUGUCGGCGAUUUACACAACUUACUCUGCAUACAAGAAUAAACUAGAGAAAAGAUUUUUACUUAUUGGAUUCGGAUACGGUUUGGUCGGGGUGGGAUCAUGGUUAUUUCAUAUGACCUUGAAGUAUAGAUUCCAGUUACUGGAUGAAUUACCCAUGAUAUAUGCCAUGUGCAUUCCAACAUGGAGUUUGGUAUGCGAAGCCAAAGAGGCGUUGCUCAAUGGAGAUAAUCAUAAGAAGGUUCCUUUAUUUGAACAGAUAUUUAUUGGUAUCAUUAUUGCCCUGGCCGUUACAACAGCAAGCAUACUCUACGUUAUUUAUAAGAAUGUCGAUAUCCAUCAAAUUUUGUUUGGCGUACAGAUUGUAGUUGUUGCUGCUACUGCAGGAAGCCUAACGUACAGAUACGUCCAUGAUCCGCUUGCUAAAAGAAAUCUCAAGGCUUCAAUGGCACUCGGUGCAAUAUUGUUCCUAUCUGGCUACGUAUCGUGGCUACUUGAUAUCCACUUUUGUUCAUUCUGGGUGCACAUUAGAAGAAGCAUCCUGGCUUUACCACUUGGUGUACUGCUUGAGCCGCACGGAUGGUGGCAUAUACUGACUGGCAUGGGAAUUUAUUUCUACAUUGUUUCUUUAGAACAUUUAAGGGUCAUCACGCUGAAUGUCAGCUGCAAUUACCUAUUCAUCUGGAGAUGGAAGGUUUUCCCUGAAUUGAUAUGGAAAGGACGCAACCCCUCGACAAGAUAUUCACUUGAACUAUUUGGGCCAUACGUAGAAGAUCAAUCACUUGAGGCUAAAAAGAAAAGGUAA
Messenger RNA from Saccharomyces paradoxus, 951 nucleotides. RefSeq names its product phytoceramidase (gene YPC1). Lineage: Eukaryota; Fungi; Ascomycota; Saccharomycetes; Saccharomycetales; Saccharomycetaceae. The record is from RefSeq and is a predicted model, not a curated record. Gene Ontology annotation, biological process: ceramide catabolic process; ceramide biosynthetic process. Gene Ontology annotation, cellular component: endoplasmic reticulum membrane. The transcript has a single exon. The coding region runs from base 1 to 951 and encodes 316 amino acids.